AUAAAUUCCUUGACUUUUCUUUUAGGUUUAACGAAAAAUUUUGUUCAAUAUUUCUUUGAUUGCAAACUGAUAAAAAAAAUCAAAAUGUGCAACUUUUUUUCUGGAAAACUUACCGGUCGAUUAGAAUUAGGUCUUUGGGCCAUCGCCAUAAUAGCACUAAGUGUCGUUAUUAUUAUAUAUGUGUCUACCCGUGAAACCUUUGGAGUAUACCACAAAAUCGCAAUUGGGGGAUUCAGCUUUACAAUUCUUGCUGCAAUAUUCCUUCUGUUUGGUGCAAUCUGGAAAAAGGGCUGUCUUGUGUGGACUUGGGUGGUUAUAAUUAUUUUGGUAGUUAUUAUAAUUACUACCGUAUAUAUUAUCAAGUUGUGCAAAGAAUGGGAGUUUACCACAGAGCGGACUAGAGUAUACACCAUAUUCGGUUUAAUAAUUAGUCCAUGUUUCUGUUUGUAUUUGGUUAUCCUAUCAGUGUUAUAUGCAUUGGAAUUGAAAAAAUCAAGAAGUGAAAUGGAAGACCGUAUCGUUAUAUAUUCUCUGUGGUGCUUUUAAUUGAAAUAUCCCAAUGUAUAUAAAUAAAAAGCAAAAUGUGUGGUCAAAACUAUACCAGUCGAUCAGGAUUCGUUAUGUUUGCCGUCGGCAUAAUAAUGUCGGGUGUCACUAUAAUUGCAAUUACAAUACUUACUUACUUACUUUUCAAUACUAUUUUUUUUGCCCAGGUGAAACCUUUAUUGUAUACCAUAAAAUCAUAAUUGCGGCAUGCAGCGUUGCAAUUUAAGCUGCAAUAUUGCUUCUGCUUGGGACAAUCAUGGAAAAACGCAUUCUUAUGUGGACUUGCUUGGCUAUAAUUAUUGCGAUGGUUUUUACAAUUGCUAUCGUAUUUCUUAUCUGGUUGUUUAAAACUCUUGCGGCAGACAAAAAUAUUUCAUUCCAUGCCACGGCCUAUGUUUAUGGUUUUACAUGAUUCUAUAUCUGGUCUGGUUGUCCUAUCAGUGAAAUAUGUAUUGAAAUGGAAAAAAACAAGAAGUGCAUAGAGAAUCGUUUCAGUGCACACUGCUUUUGAAUGAAGUAUUCUAGUGUAUAUUAAAUUAAUUUGUAAUUUGUCUGUGUCCUUUUCAAAACCAUUUUAAAAGCUAUAAAA
Messenger RNA from Drosophila yakuba, 1135 nucleotides. RefSeq lists its product as uncharacterized. NCBI's taxonomy places the organism in Eukaryota, Metazoa, Arthropoda, Insecta, Diptera, Drosophilidae. The coding region runs from base 85 to 546 and encodes 153 amino acids. The record is from RefSeq and is a predicted model, not a curated record. The transcript is spliced from 6 exons.